This is a messenger RNA of Nematostella vectensis (starlet sea anemone), 677 nucleotides long. RefSeq lists its product as uncharacterized. NCBI's taxonomy places the organism in Eukaryota, Metazoa, Cnidaria, Anthozoa, Actiniaria, Edwardsiidae. The record is from RefSeq and is a predicted model, not a curated record. The transcript has 2 exons. Bases 132 to 530 code for a protein of 132 amino acids.
GGGCAUGUGGUACCCGAUUGCCUUAUCACCUGUGCAACAGCCAUCCCUGUCCCCCGAGAAAGCGCCAGCGUGCGAAUAGCCCCGUCCCUGCCGCUGCUGUGCUAGAUCCUCAGACCCGAACCCUCGAGCGGAUGUUAAACGAGGUCCGCACUGGCCUCGUUUCCCCUGAUGUUGCGCGACUUGGGAAUUUGAUUGUGAACACAAUCUGCAAGAAUUCGGAGGAUGGGAUAACAGCCCGAUUGCCUGGAUCUGGAAAGCCAACCGUGGUCAUGAAAAUACCUCAGGCACAGACUUCAGAUUUCAUCCGGGAACGGAAGUUUCCUUCAGGCUUUUUCGGCGAGCAGGGUGGUGAAUCAAUUCAUCAUGAACUCAACCAGUUGAACCGUGAAUUCAGCUCGAUCCACCCUGCGUCGCGUCGGCUACGAAAAAUAAUAGAAGAGCAUAGCAUUAGAGUUGCACCUCUAAACCGCUCAAAAUAUCCAGAGAAAAAAAUCGAAAACGAAGAGCUCACACCGCUACAACCUGAUUAAGCCGAGUCAGUCUCGUUUCUUAAUAAUCCGAGUCGUGUAUCAAUUGUAAAACUAUUGCAAAGCCAGGAGGACGCGGGAGCGACAAGUAUUACUCCUUCGAUGUUCAAAUCAGUAUUAAUAUUCUAUCGAAAAUAAACUUAAACCAAC